AUGGAUGCAACCCUCCCAGCAGGUGGAUUUCCACCCACGCCACCACAUACAUCGGAGGAGGAGAGGACUCCCAAUCGCCGGUCGAAUGCUCCUCUCUCCGACACCUACCCUCCAGUGCCGAUGUACACCCUAGGUCAUAGUGGCUUGAAUCAAUCUCUGUAUAACGGCGAGCUUCGUCCCCGCUAUCAACACCCUCAACAACUUAUGUACCCCGGCAAUACAUCCUUCUAUGGUUCAACGGGCGAUUUUAAGCCUUCAUACACGCUUCCCUUGAACACUCCACCAAUCGACAGGUUGUCCUCAUCUUCUCCAUCGUGGUCUCCCGGGAGUCGCAAUCAGAACCCAGCAUCCAAAUCAAAAGUCAUCAAACCGCGCAAUGGGAAGUCCCGGGGACGGAAAGAUGGGACCGCAGCAAACUGCAAUUUCCAUCUAUCUGGGCCGCUGAGUGUCAUCACGCGGGACAUGGUUGAGCCUCCGGUGCGAGAUAUGGAGGCUUGGGUGAACAGAUCACACGAAGAGCGACAGCACGAGGUGAGCGCCAAGAAUGGCGAGAUUCCACGCCCGAUGAACUCUUUUAUGCUGUAUCGAUCAGCAUACAUUGCUCGCAUCAAGGCCCUUCUGGGAAAGAACUGCAACCAAAACGUCUCACGAGUGGCCGGUCUCAGUUGGAAGGCCGAGAGCAAGGAAAUCCGUGCUCAUUUUGAGAACUUGGCCGUUGUCGAGCGUCAGAAUCACGCAAUCUCCCACCCUGGUUACAAGUUUAAGCCCAACAAGGCUGCAGCAACCCCUCCACAAAGACCCGGUGAUUUUACUCCUCCUCGGUCGUCGGCAACUCCGGCAGCGUCGAUCCGGGAAGUCUCCGUGGAUUGGGAUGAAAAGUAUCGGCGCGAGGGUACCCCUGGGCUGAUGUAUAACCGUUCGGAAGGGUAUGAUAUCGGUUAUGUUCCCAGUAGCCGGGAAACAACCCCCUUUGGAACACCUGACUCGAUGCUCACGACUGGAUAUUCUGGAUAUCUAGAGUCUGCGUGGAGCAACGCCACAUUUCCAUACAAUGGCUUGCCCAUGGCAGGCCCGCAUGUGGAGGACCUGUAUUUCUCGCAGACCAGCCAGAUACCAGAGGAGGCCUCCCUGACCCCCUCCAACAACGGCUUGACGGGGCUACCAGGGGCUACACACGAGCUUCUUCAGCCACAGCCAACUCACGUCGUGCCGAGUCACAUCGUCAACGGUCACCUGGAUCCUCAGCUCUUGAGUUGUCCCGGUGAAGGUCAUGGGCUUCCCAUCAUUCCUAGCCCUCCAACCCCGCCGGCCAAUCCCUACCAUGUAUGGGCCGAAGAGGGUUGUUUCCUGCCAGCUGCAUACUCUGCAGUUCCGAGUCCUGUACCGUUCCCAACUCCAUUGCCCACCUCCGCGCCCAUGCAACGUGAACCAUCUUGGGACGUCAAGUAUCAAGACCAUGAAGGAAUCUUGGGUGACACAAACGGUCAUGGAAUGGACUCGUGGAUUGGCCACUCGAAUUCGGAGUACUAG
Molecule: messenger RNA, 1530 nt
Organism: Penicillium oxalicum
Lineage: Eukaryota; Fungi; Ascomycota; Eurotiomycetes; Eurotiales; Aspergillaceae
Product: HMG-box domain-containing protein
Exons: 3
Coding region: 1-1530 (509 amino acids)
Biological process (GO): regulation of transcription by RNA polymerase II
Cellular component (GO): nucleus
Molecular function (GO): DNA-binding transcription factor activity, RNA polymerase II-specific; RNA polymerase II cis-regulatory region sequence-specific DNA binding
Source: RefSeq, a predicted model, not a curated record